Molecule: messenger RNA, 3699 nt
Organism: Phycodurus eques (leafy seadragon)
Lineage: Eukaryota; Metazoa; Chordata; Actinopteri; Syngnathiformes; Syngnathidae
Gene: gmfb
Product: glia maturation factor, beta
Exons: 6
Coding region: 83-511 (142 amino acids)
Biological process (GO): negative regulation of Arp2/3 complex-mediated actin nucleation; actin filament debranching
Cellular component (GO): actin cortical patch
Molecular function (GO): Arp2/3 complex binding; actin binding
Source: RefSeq, a predicted model, not a curated record
AAAAACAAAAAACAUUGAACGCGUCCCUGCCAUUCCGAGCACCAGCUUCCGCGUCUUCGAGCUUCGAACUCCUAAAACAACAAUGAGUGAGUCACUGACAGUGUGCGAUGUGGACGAAGAUCUGGUCCAGAAGUUGAAGAAGUUCCGUCUCCGCAAGGAGACCAACAACGCGGCCAUCGUUAUGAAGAUCGAUAAAGACAAACAGCUUGUGAUCCUUGAAGAAGAACACGAGGACAUUUCUCCCGACGACCUGAAAGACGAGCUCCCGGAGAGACAGCCCCGAUUUGUGGUGUACAGUUACAAAUACCAGCACGAUGACGGACGAGUGUCCUAUCCUCUUUGCUUCAUCUUCUCUAGCCCCGUGGGUUGCAGACCGGAGCAGCAGAUGAUGUACGCGGGCAGUAAAAACAAGCUGGUGCAUACUGCUGAAAUGACCAAGGUGUUUGAGAUCCGGAACACAGAGGACCUGACGGAGGAAUGGCUGCGGGAGAAACUUAGCUUCUUCCGCUAAUUACCAUCAGAAGGUUCACCAGCGCUGUUCUCUUUUUGAACACCGACCCGAUUUAAAUAGUGUUUACUACUUCCUGUCUUGUUUUAGGCUUCUCACUGGUUAAAAUGUUCAGGAGGGUUAUGGUACUGCCGCCAAGCACCAGGUCUGAUUCCAUCAUCCCCCAUUUGUCGUCUUUGUGGACCAACCUCUUCCUCGCUUCCCGAGUGUUUCAUUUUGGGAGCAUUUCCACAGGAUCCGGAAUUUGUGAAUUUACACUUUUUAUUGUCAUUCCUCUUAAUUUUAGUUCUGGUCUAGUUUUGUCUUAGUUUUCAAGUACUGUACUUCAUUUUUUUUUUUGUGGGAAAACAAACAUUCAUUUCCAGAAUGUGAAAUUCAGCUCGUGUUGAAGAUGAAUUUGAGGGCAUUUAAAUCAUUGUCAAGGACAAUAAGGCACAUAGGACUUCACUAUGGUUAAGUUUCCAUUUCAGAUGGCAAAUUCUCGUUUUAUUUUUUUUGUUAAUCUGAGUAUACAGAAGGUCGUUGGUUUACGAUGGAGUUCUGUUCCUAGGUCAGCGGCGUGACCUGAAUUUGUACGUUAGUCGGAACGCAUGUAUUCUAUCACUAGGGUAAUGUAAUGCAGUAAUUCAAGUCAGAAUCGCAGUAAAUAUUUGUAUAAAUAUAUAUAAAUAGUUGGAACCGUCUUAAACCGAGGACCACCUGUAAAUUCUUUUGUCAUCUUUAAAGAGGACAUAUGCUUUAUUAACAAUCUAAAUCAGCUCCCAGGUAUCAUUAUGACAUUUCUGUGUCGUGCUUUUUUUUGGGUCAAAAUUCCCCAAGGAUCAAGAAUUACAGCAAUGCUAAUCUGCGCGUGCAACAUCAGUGUCGUUCUUCUUAGCGUUUUACUUUGAAUUGACAUGAUUUCGGUGUAGUUCGGCCGUCGCUUGAAAGUGACGGAUCUUAGCCUAGUCUAGCGUUCAAGUCAUGGGUAGAGGACCUUGGUGUGGGGGCAGGGUUAUUUACAAAAACUGCCCUGUGACGUCACAAUCUGUCGAAAUGCUGAAGUGCUCGCUUACAGACACAUUUUCAGAAAUAGGCAGCUCACAAAAAAAAAAAAAAACAAUUAAAUGAAUAAUUUCACACUUGAUGAGGAUACAAUUUUCUAUACAAGUUCAUUUUCAUAAUAAGUCCACUUUAAAUGAGAUAUAGACUUUUUGUAGGGGAAAAGCAGGGUUAAGUGGACACUUAAUUGAUACCCGGAAGAAACUGUUGGUAUGCCAAACAUGUUGUCCUCUUUUGUGCCCUUGAUUGUUCAUCUCAAAACAUUCCAAACUGGACAAUUUACACACAGAUUAGCCGUGACACUCUUGAACGCUGCAUAGUUCUUAUUCUUAAUACCGCGCAUUACAGGUAUUAUUUUUUUUUUUAACAACUUCUGAUCGCUAGUCGUGUUGAUGAAUGUCGUGCGCAAAGUGAAUGCGUCAUAUACUUUUGAAAGACACCAAUCGGGAGUGUUUCAUUAGGACAAUUAACAAGCUGUCAUUUUCUAUACUAUUUUAAAAGGGGUGGGGAGUUUCUCUGAAUGUUCUGAACUCCUGAUUCGGGGUUAUAGGCUAUAGCUCCACUUCCCUUAAUUAGCGUCAUCACGGGUUUCUAUGGAUAGCAAAAAGUAGUUGCGAGCCUCAGCUGAUUCAAGACAUCAUUAUGCCAACAAUUAAAUUUGUAGGAAUUCUUUUUUUUUUUUUUUAAAGGAAUUUAUUAUUUCACGCUUUUGGUGUAUUGAAUGUGACAGAAGCUUUGAUAUUUGUGCCAGUUACCUUUAUAAAAAAAAAAAAAAUCUAUAGUUGUGCUUGUCUUGAGUCGUUCAGUCUUUUUGGGCUGUAAACUAAAUAUUGACUUUCAUGAGGUACAAGUGCCAGUGUAGAUGCAAAAGCAAAUGAUAUUAAUUCCAAACUUGGAGGCAGUGGCCCUUUUAACACAUUAUAAUAAAAUAUUUGAAAUGUUUGACAAUUUAACAUUAAUGAAUUAACCGCCCCCGUGUCUACAGUUUGUGUGUCAGCAGGCUAUGGAAGCCGCCAAGAGGGGGAAAAAAAUAAGUUUUCGCUUUUUUGAAGACAAAAAAACAAGAAAUUGAUGUGACCCAAAGAAAACGAUUAAAUCGAUUCAUCGCCAAGCAAGUAGGGGUUUUGUUACCAUGACGAACUGGAGCGGCCCUAUGGGGGUUCCUAUGAGAGAGUAAAGACCAAAAAAAGAAAAAUAGGAUUGUAUUUUCACUUGUAGAGGCAGCACUUCGUCACCAAGCCGUCGUAUCAGUGAAGCGGAUGCGUGCAUGUGGCAUAUCCGGCAGACAUAUCGCCAAACAGUAAUAUCCCAAUUAAUCAUCGCCUGCCACCGUGGGGGACCGAGGUUCAAGACCCCAACUGGACCAUCCGCCAACAUCCCCCGAACUCACGGCUGUGGUGUCCUUGAGCAAGACACUUGAUACCCCGAAAUGCUCCCCGGGCGCUUCAGCUGCCCCCUGCUCCAGUGUGUUCCAAUAACGUGUAUGUGUUCACUGUGAUGGGUAAAAUGCAGAGAACAAAUUUCAUGUGCAUGCAUGCAUGGUCAUGACAAUAAGUGAUUCUUCUUACAUUUUCAAUCAUACAUUAUUAGUAUGCUGUAUAAUACCAAAUGUCUUUUCUGGGCGGGAUUAAAAAUGUUAUUCGGGGUUAUUACUUUUGUCAAAUUACAAUCCUUGGAACAUGCACAAUUUUUUCAAAAUUAUGUUUCCUCUGCUUCUUGGAACACAGUAACACUUAAAACAAUGAGACUCAAAAGCUGACAGGUUUUUAACUGCUGUAAUUGAAUUACGCUGAUUUCUCGCUGGCUCUUUUUUUUCAGAUCUAUUUGCCGCAGCUGCAUCCUAUCUGAUAUAUUUAAUUACACUCCUUUUUUUUCAAAGAAAAGUCUGAGUACGAGUUGGGUUAUAAGGUGAUUCAACUGAUUACUCCGCUCCUUACAGUAUUAUAAUGAUAAUGUAGAACUGUCGUAUCCAUUCUGUCCUACUGUUUUCUCUCCAAUUGGAAAGCAAAAAACAACAACCCAAAAAAAAAUUCUCAUAAAGGAGAGUGAAACUUGAGAUACAGUACUGUAUUUGUAUUUUCCAUACUGUACUUUAUUAUAAAAGUGUCUGUAGACUCCUGUUGUCCAAAUAAAAGCGUAGGUGAUGUUUA